AUGACAGAUAUCCCUAAAGAGUCUCCCGAAGCUGGACUCCGAGGCGAAGACGAGGAGCAAAUGUGCCUGCUGGAAGGCAGCAACCUGACCAUUUCCUGUUUGUACACCAGGCAGUACGCCUCCAGCCUGAAGGCCUGGCAGCGGGUGAGGGGCCCCGGCCCCCCGGAGACACUGGUGCGCACAGAUACCAGAAACGCGGACCUGAACCUUGCCCAGGCCGGGAGAUACCUGCUGGAGGACGACCCCACCGAGGUCACGUUCAGAGUCACCAUGAGGGAGCUCCAGAGGCAGGACCUGGGGCUCUAUCAGUGUGUGAUUGACCUCUCACCCCAGAGCCCCGUUGUCCUGCCUCCUCGCAUUCGGCUGGUACCAUGUGAAGGCCUGCCGCCUGCCCUGCCCCUUUCCGAGCCGCAGGUGAUGGCUAUUGUUCUGACUUGCGGAUUCGUCCUAAACAAGGGCCUGGUGUUCUCAGUCCUGUUUGUCCUUCUCCGGAAAGCCAGGGCCUCAGGCGAGCCAAACCCAGGGGAGCAGCAAAGUCACCCUUCCAGGAGCUGACGGGCAUGCCUUCCUCCCCUAGCAAACAUCACAU
Molecule: messenger RNA, 589 nt
Organism: Myotis lucifugus (little brown bat)
Lineage: Eukaryota; Metazoa; Chordata; Mammalia; Chiroptera; Vespertilionidae
Product: triggering receptor expressed on myeloid cells 1-like
Exons: 4
Coding region: 1-555 (184 amino acids)
Biological process (GO): neutrophil-mediated killing of gram-negative bacterium; cytokine production involved in immune response; neutrophil chemotaxis
Source: RefSeq, a predicted model, not a curated record